This is a messenger RNA of Tachyglossus aculeatus (Australian echidna), 2237 nucleotides long. RefSeq names its product claudin domain containing 1 (gene CLDND1). NCBI's taxonomy places the organism in Eukaryota, Metazoa, Chordata, Mammalia, Monotremata, Tachyglossidae. The record is from RefSeq and is a predicted model, not a curated record. The transcript is spliced from 5 exons. The coding region runs from base 57 to 788 and encodes 243 amino acids. Gene Ontology annotation, cellular component: membrane.
GGGGCGGCGGCGGCGGCUGCUCCGGUGAAGGGGAGUAGAUCAUCCUGAAUGCCAGAAUGGAUAACCGUUUUGCUACAGCCCUGGUAAUUGCCUGUGUUCUCAGCCUCAUUUCCACCAUAUAUAUGGCAGCCUCAAUUGGCACAGAUUUCUGGUAUGAGUACCACACCCCAGCUCCAGAGAACUUUAGUGAUUUGAACAAAAACCUCCAGGAGGAAUUAUCCACCGAAGCUGACGAGAAGACUUACACUGAUUGGCUUUCUCGAUAUAAUGGCACAGUGGGAUUGUGGAGAUGGUGUAUCACUGAGCCCAAAGCCACAGAGCCACCUGACAUGAUCACUCGCUGCAACAGCUUUCCACUGUCAUACCAGUUCAUGGAGAAGUUUGUUGAGCCUGGCAACCAUAAUACUGAGACUGACUUUCUGCGGACCUAUCUUUGGCGUUGCCAGUUCCUCCUUCCCUUUGUUAGUCUAGGUUUAAUGUGUUUUGGGGCUCUGAUAGGACUUUGUGCGUGUGCCUGCCGAAGUCUGUACCCCACCAUUGCCACAGGAGUUCUCCAUUUUCUUGCAGGUCUAUGUACCCUGGGCUCAGUAAGCUGUUACGUGGCUGGAAUUGAGCUGCUCCACCAGAAGUUGCACCUGCCUGAAAAUGUGAAGGGGGAAUUUGGCUGGUCCUUCUGCUUAGCCUGUGUCUCGGCCCCUUUGCAGUUCAUGGCUGCUGCCCUCUUCAUCUGGGCAGCCCGCACCAACCGAAAAGAAUACACACUAAUGAAGGCGUACCGAGUGGCAUAGACAGGUGCUUCACUAAUAACAAUUUGCCAUUUUACAGUAUUGUUUUUAAUGUUAAUAUUAUAAAUAUCACUCCUUUUCCCUUCUCUCCCUUCUUCCCUCGGUUGUUUUCUUUCCUGGCUGUUGGUUUUCUGUGAGAAAACACUCUUGCCUCUCUUGGUAUUUUUUAAUUUUUAAUUUUUUUGGUCAGGCAGAGAGAAGGGCACAUUCUCAUUAUGAAAACCAUUGGAUAACCUUACUGAUCAUCUUUUCUCUUGCCGUAAAUAUGUAGGAUUUGAACAGGGUUUUUAAAAUUAAAAUUUACUCGAUGUUUGUAUGGUAGUCUUGAAGAUUUUACCCAUCAUAAUUUUGGAGCACCUAAAAUUGACCCGGGUAGACUCACACUGAUUUCUCUAGACAAGAUCUUGAAGAGGAAAUUGACUGGAGAUGUGCACAGUUAAUUGAUGAACCGAAUGCCAUUAGAGAGAGACUGAAAACACAGUAAGUGGCAAAACUGUAGGGCUGGACUUGAAGGGAGGAGCAGUUUAGAAGAACUUAUUUACAAGUUCCGGUUCUAAAAUUUUCCUGCAGUCUUUCCUUGAAGAGGCUUUUUUUGGAGACUGCGCCAUGAGUCAUCCAGAAAUACCAGAGCCAUUUUCAAACGUCAUAUAAAACCCUACAGAUAUUUUUGAAGCAGGGAAAAGAUAUACCUAGGUCUUCCCAAACAUUUUAUCUUCUGAGAUGCAAUAUGGACGCUUAAUUGUGUACUUCAUGGCACACAAAUCAGCAGUACUAUGUGGAGAGCACUGUAAUAAAGCAUAUAAUACCACUUUCAGGCAGAAAGUAAAAAAUACAAGAGUUUUUGCUGAGAUUCUGAGACUUCCUUAAAUAUGGAACUUUAUUAGGACUGGAAUUAAAUCAAAAAUAGGAAGGUUAACUUUUAUACUUGAAUAAAGAUCACAAACGGUCUGGACUUACUCUUCCCAAGCACGUAUGUGCAGACGCGCACACACACAUUUUUCUCUGUGUCUCUCUGAGUGACGGUUAGAGAAAGUUGACGCAGCUAAGUCUUUUUUUAACAAUUCCUGGUGGUAAUGAGUGAAAGGAAGGAGUGACACCACAACAUCCUGGGUCAGCCUAAUUUUCUUUUGGAAUGCCUCCAUUGGACUGUUCAUCAGUGCUAAGAAGGACACCAAAAGGACUGACAGGCUGGUGAUCUAAUUCAAACUGCAUCUCUUGUCUCUUCUGAUAGAACAAGGUGCCUUUUCUCCUCUAAAUCUUUCAAAGGCAUCUUUGCUUUAAUUUCCUACAAUUCAAUUAUUUUUUAUAAACCUGUGUAUAAGCCUUGAAGUUUUAAAUCCUAUUUAUUUAUUCCACUUCUGUAACAUAGAGCGGGGUUUUUUAAAUGUACUGUCAUUUCUUACCAUAUCCUGAAAACUGUUAUUAAAAAACUGCAAAACUGACUAGAGGCUA